Messenger RNA from Macrosiphum euphorbiae (potato aphid), 1491 nucleotides. The record is from the annotation of a GenBank genome assembly. Lineage: Eukaryota; Metazoa; Arthropoda; Insecta; Hemiptera; Aphididae.
AUGAGGGUGCUGUGCCAGGAGUCGAUCACCACGGAAGGAGGAGUGGUGGUGGGCAGCGGCGCAGGGCCGACGGAGCUCUAUCCGAACGGCGAGGAAAGUGCCGACGACGUGGGCAGGGAGAACGUGUUCGUACUCAACGAUACCAGGGAAGCUCUGUCUCACGACGGUAGCGAACACAAUUCCGUGUUGUUCGUCGGAGACAGUUAUGUGCCAGUCACCACUCAGCUCCGGUCCAGACCCAUAUCGCCGGCCGACUCGACAGUGCUCGACUGGAGACUUCAAACCGUGGAGAGUUGGGAUGGACGAAGACACGGCAACAACAAGACGCGAGUGCAACACAUCGAAGCUGAGUGCCAAGACGAUUACAUGAAAAUUCGCAUCGGUUUCAACGGCUCAUUUGGCGGUCUGCUGUACUCGUCCGGAUAUUCGUACGACCCAGAUUGCGUUUACAUCAACGGCACUGGUCGGGAUUACUACGAGUUUUACAUUCAGCUGAACCGUUGUGGUACCUUGGGAAAGAACUCCAGACAAGAGGACGCCAGGAAGAACCCAGCGAAAAAUCUCAUGUGGAACACCGUAACCGUACAAUACAACCCAUUGAUCGAAGAGGAAUGGGACGAACACUUCAAGGUGACCUGUGAAUACGGCUACGACUUUUGGAAGACUGUGACAUUUCCGUUUUUAGACGUUGAAGUGGCCACUGGCAAUCCGGUCGUCUUUACACUGUCACCGCCCGAAUGUUACAUGGAAAUACGGUAUGGAUACGGCACCACCGGAAACAGGGUGGGCGGACCCGUACGCGUGGGAGACCCGCUGACUUUGAUCAUCUACAUGAGAAGCAAAUAUGAUGGUUUCGAUAUUGUGGUGAACGAUUGUUACGCGCACAACGGAGCGCAGAAGAAGAUUCAACUCAUCGAUCAAUACGGGUGCCCAGUUGACGACAAGCUUAUCAGCAGAUUUAGAGGAUCAUGGAGUGAAAGCCAAGUGUUUGAGACCCAAGUAUUCGCCUACAUGAAAACGUUCAGGUUCACAGGGUCACCGGCGCUUUACAUUGAAUGUGACGUCAGAAUGUGUCAUGGCAGAUGUCCAAGUCAACCGUGUCACUGGAGGAAUGCCAAGAGCGUAUCGAAACGGUCCACCGACGUGGAGGUGGCUACUACCCCAGCGGCCCUUUCGCAAAACAUCAACUUGUUCCAGUCGUUGAGAGUGCUCCAGGAAGGCGAGAACGGUGAAGAUGCAAGUGCACUUAGCAACAGGACCACCGGAUACUACACGGACAACAGCCAAAAUUCAGUGUGCGUCCGGUCCGGUUUGCUGGCCGGUCUGUUGGCGCUCGCCUCCACUGUGCUGUGCUUCUUGAGCUUGGCACUGACCGUCAUGUGUUACCGGUCCAAGCGACUGGUCAAGGGGUGCGCCGACGAUCCUGCGCAUCACGUGAUCGCUGCCGCGCCGGCGAGAUGUUUCCUCACGCACAAGGGCAGAAUAAACUGA